Gossypium arboreum is the source of this 935-nucleotide messenger RNA. Its product is annotated as 60S ribosomal protein L19-2-like. The coding region runs from base 124 to 750 and encodes 208 amino acids. Gene Ontology annotation, cellular component: ribosome; cytosolic large ribosomal subunit. The record is from RefSeq and is a predicted model, not a curated record. Gene Ontology annotation, biological process: translation. The transcript is spliced from 5 exons. Lineage: Eukaryota; Viridiplantae; Streptophyta; Magnoliopsida; Malvales; Malvaceae. Gene Ontology annotation, molecular function: structural constituent of ribosome; RNA binding.
AAUACCCAAAACCCUAUCCUUAAAUAAAAUUUUCGCUACCGUUAUAAUAGCCACCUCCACAUUUCUUCCCCCAAAACCCUCGAUUUUCCGGUAACAGAGGGAGACGAGAAAGGGGAAACAACAAUGGUGUCUUUGAAGCUUCAGAAGCGGCUUGCCGCUAGCGUCCUCAAGUGUGGUCGUGGCAAGGUCUGGUUGGACCCUAAUGAAAUUAAUGAAAUCUCCAUGGCCAAUUCCAGGCAGAACGUUAGGAAACUGGUGAAGGACGGUUUUAUCAUCAGGAAGCCUACAAAGAUUCACUCCCGUUCGCGUGCACGUAGGAUGAAGGAUGCCAAGAGAAAGGGCCGACACUCUGGAUACGGUAAGAGGAAGGGUACGAGAGAGGCAAGGUUGCCGACAAAGAUCCUUUGGAUGAGGAGAAUGCGUGUACUGAGGCGAUUGCUUCGUAAGUAUAGGGAAUCCAAGAAGAUCGACAAGCAUAUGUACCAUGACAUGUACAUGAAAGUUAAGGGUAACGUGUUUAAGAACAAACGUGUCUUGAUGGAAAGUAUUCACAAGUCCAAAGCCGAAAAAGCGAGAGAAAAGACUCUAUCCGACCAGUUCGAGGCCAAGCGUGCUAAGAACAAGGCAAGCAGGGAAAGAAAGAUGGCCAGAAGAGAGGAACGCCUUGCACAGGGACCCGUUGAGAAGACCGCACCUGCAGCUGCAAACCAACAGGCCGAGAUGGUUAAGAAGGUGAAGGCGAAGAAGUGAAUGAAAUAGCGAAAAUCAGUAAACUUCAUGUCUUAAUCCCUUUUAUUUUUCUCUGUAGCAGUUUGUGUGCAAAACUCAGUUUUCAUUCAUGUUAAAAUUUUGAGUCAAUACAUUACAGAAUUUUGGAAACCUCAGAGCUGUUAUAUUAAAAUGAAGAUUUUUGUGGGAUUUGUGUUAUAUUAAAA